AUGUGUCCUUCUGGCUGUGGCAAGUCUACUCUUCUUGAUGCUUUGGGAGGGAGAUUGAGUUCAAACACAAGGAAAACAGGGAAGAUCUUAAUCAAUGGGCAAAAACAAGCACUGGCAUAUGGAACUUCGGCAUAUGUGACACAAGAUGAUACUUUGAUCACAACUUUAACGGUCAGCGAAGCCGUAUACUACUCAGCUCAGUUGCAAUUGCCAGACUCCAUGGCCAAGGCAGAGAAGAAAGAGAGAGCAGAAAUCACAAUAAGAGAGAUGGGUUUGCAAGAUGCCAUGAACACAAGGAUUGGAGGGUGGGGAUCUAAAGGCCUCAGUGGUGGGCAAAAGAGGAGAGUGAGCAUUUGCAUUGAGCUUCUUACACGCCCAAAUCUUCUCUUCCUCGACGAACCAACAAGUGGCCUUGACAGUGCAGCUUCUUAUUAUGUCAUGAGCAGAAUUGCAAACCUGGAUAAAACUGAUGGAACUCCAAGGACUGUAAUUACAUCCAUCCAUCAACCUAGCUCUGAAGUCUUCCAACUUUUCGACAAUCUUUGCCUUCUGUCGGCCGGAAGAACUGUCUAUUUUGGCCCUGCUUCUGCAGCAAAUCAGUUUUUCUCUUUAUGUGGUUUCCCUUGCCCAACUCUCCAAAAUCCAUCAGAUCACUUCCUUAAGACUAUAAACAAAGAUUUUGAGCAGGACAUUGAACAAGGCAUGGUUGGACACACACCCACAGAAGUAGCGAUUGAUACUCUAAUAAAGUCCUAUAAAGCAUCUGAAACUUAUCAGCAAGUUCAAAGACAAGUAGCUGAACUAUGUAAGCAGGAUGUCGGUGAAGAAUUGGAGAAGAGAAGCCAUGCUGGCUUUCUUACACAAUCUUUCGUACUUACAAGAAGAUCCUUCGUGAACAUGUAUCGAGAUCGAGGCUACUACUGGUUGCGCCUGGCUGUCUACAUUACCAUUGCAUUAGGCUUGGGCACUAUCUAUCAAGAUCUUGGACAUGGUUAUGAAUCAAUUCAGUCAUUAAUUCACAACACGCUGAUCAUGUUUGUAAAUUCAUUUCUAACUUUUAUGGCUAUCGGUGGAUUCCCCUCUUUUGUGGAAGAUAUGAAGGUAUUUGAACGAGAAAGAUUAAACGGGCACUAUGGUGUUUCUUCAUUCGUUUUUGCCAACACAUUUUCCUCUGUGCCCUUCUUGAUAUUGAUUUCAGUGAUUCCUGGCGCCAUAACUUAUUAUGUCGCUGGACUUCACAAAGGAUUUGAACACUUCUUCUACUUUGCUUGUGUGUUAUUUGCUUGCAUGAUGCUGGUUGAGAGCCUGAUGAUGAUAGUUGCUAGCAUUGUGCCCAACUUCCUCAUGGGAAUAAUCGCCGGUGCUGGAAUUCAAGGGCUUAUGAUUCUGUGCGGCGGUUUCUUCCGACUACCAAACGAUAUUCCCAAGCCUAUGUGGAAGUUCCCAUUGUACUACAUUGCGUUCCACAAGUAUGCAUACCAAGGACUGUUUAAAAAUGAAUUCAUAGGCACGACAUUUCCUAGCAGUGAUCAAGGAGGAAAAACAUCCAGUGUCAGUGGGGAAUAUAUUCUGAGAGAUAAAUGGGAAGUCGAAAUGGGUUACUCUAAGUGGGUUGAUCUUGCAAUCUUGGUAGGGAUGAUUCUUCUGUAUCGAGUUUUGUUCUUGGUUAUCAUAAAGGCCACAGAGAAAGUGAAGACUAUUACAACUCUUUUUGCAAUGCCUCUCAAUAAGCGAAGCAUGCAAGUAUUGGUCAAUCCGUCCUCUACGCCUAUGCAUGGAGGGGAAUCUGUAGUGGUAGUAUAG
Molecule: messenger RNA, 1803 nt
Organism: Prunus avium (sweet cherry)
Lineage: Eukaryota; Viridiplantae; Streptophyta; Magnoliopsida; Rosales; Rosaceae
Source: RefSeq, a predicted model, not a curated record